Dicrocoelium dendriticum is the source of this 676-nucleotide messenger RNA. Lineage: Eukaryota; Metazoa; Platyhelminthes; Trematoda; Plagiorchiida; Dicrocoeliidae. The record is from the annotation of a GenBank genome assembly.
UGACGGUUGACCUAGAUUUAUCGCAAGCAUCAUUGUGCGACUCUGUACCGUCAUUUUGUUUGGAUAGACGUACAUCCAUUGGUCACAAAGUUAUGGAAGACUUGCCGCCAUCUUUGCAGCUUACACACGGUGUAAUUGGGUAUCAUGACUUUCCGAUUCCAUCAACGAACCACAUGGAUUAUGCUGAUGUUGGUGUAUGGAUUGACACCAGUGUGCCUCCACCGCAUAUAGUGAAGCCUUGUAUAUCGAGCGCACUUAAGCGGAUUUUACAUAUAGAUGGAAAUAACCGCAACCCACUGACUCCUAUUAAUGCGUUACGUAAUCAGCAGCCUAUUAGCGACAUGAUGCAGAGGACACAACCUAACUCUCCAGCUCCCACAGGCUAUUGCAGAAUGCAUGGACUCUUUCCCUCGAAGCAUUUUCCAGAGGGUCAUACUCAGUUUCAACCCCAUCCGUUGUGGCCACCUCCAAACCAUUUUCCACCGUUGGAAAUACGCGCACUUUUUCAACAAUUUCUAACCUGGGUCCAGGCACACGGCUUGAAACCCAGUGUUUACAACACGACCUUAAGAAUCUUCUUCAUAUCUCACAUCCAUCUUAGUAUUUUUGAUAAACAUUCUCUCUCUUUACUCUAAGAUCUACACACUACGCUUAUUUGUUUUGGUGCAUAAUCCUG